UGCACCGCAGCGAUGGCAAGAACCAAGCAGACGGCCCGUAAAUCCACCGGAGGCAAAGCCCCGAGGAAGCAGCUCGCCACCAAAGCCGCCCGUAAGAGCGCUCCAGCCACCGGCGGCGUCAAGAAGCCUCACCGCUACAGGCCCGGCACCGUGGCUCUGCGAGAGAUCCGUCGCUACCAGAAGUCCACCGAGCUGCUGAUCCGCAAGCUGCCCUUCCAGCGUCUGGUGCGAGAGAUCGCUCAGGACUUCAAGACGGACCUGCGCUUCCAGAGCUCCGCCGUCAUGGCCCUGCAGGAGUCCAGCGAGGCUUAUCUGGUCGGUCUGUUCGAGGACACCAACCUGUGCGCCAUCCACGCCAAGAGAGUCACCAUCAUGCCCAAAGACAUCCAGCUGGCCCGCCGCAUCCGUGGAGAGCGCGCUUAAACCCAACGCUCCUUCUAAACACAAAGGCUCUUUUAAGAGCCACUCCCGUUUUCACUUAAAAGAGUUUCAAAUUGGUCUACGUAGAUGUUAUCGAAAAUGGGUGUAAAGGUUUAACAUUACCUUAAAGCAGUGGUUCCCAAUCCUGGUUUCAUUCUGAUAACUGAAACCGCUCUGAAUGAUCAACUGC
This is a messenger RNA of Carassius carassius (crucian carp), 610 nucleotides long. Its product is annotated as histone H3-like. NCBI's taxonomy places the organism in Eukaryota, Metazoa, Chordata, Actinopteri, Cypriniformes, Cyprinidae. The record is from RefSeq and is a predicted model, not a curated record. Gene Ontology annotation, cellular component: nucleosome. Gene Ontology annotation, molecular function: DNA binding; protein heterodimerization activity; structural constituent of chromatin. The transcript has a single exon. The coding region runs from base 13 to 423 and encodes 136 amino acids.